CCUGCUUGUGUGGAGGGCACGGUGCUGCCCCCUGCUUGUCUGAAGGGCACGGUGCUGCCCCCUGCUUGUCUGGAGGGCACGGUGCUGCCCCCUGCUUGUCUGAAGGGCACGGUGCUGCCCCCUGCUUGUCUGGAGGGCACGGUGCUGCCCCCUGCUUGUCUGGAGGGCACGGUGCUGCCACCUGCUUGUCUGGAGGUCACGGUGGUGUCCCCUGCUUGUCUGGGGGGCACGGUGUUACCCCCUGCUUGUCUGGAGGGCACGGUGCUGCCCCCUGCUUGUCUGGAGGGCACGGUGCUGCCCCCUGCUUGUCUGGAGGGCACGGUGCUGCCCCCUGCUUGUCUGGAGGGCACGGUGCUGCCCCCUGCUUGUCUGGAGGUCAUGGUGCUGCCCCCUGCUUGUCUGGAGGGCACGGUGCUGCCCCCUGCUUGUCUGGAGGGCACGGUGCUGCCCCCUGCUUGUCUGGAGGUCACGGUGCUGCCCCCUGCUUGUCUGGAGGUCACGGUGCUGACCCCUGCUUGUCUGGAGGUCACGGUGCUGACCCCUGGUUGUCUGGAGGGCACGGUGCUGCCCCCUGCUUGUCUGGAGGGCACGGUGCUGCCCCCUGCUUGUCUGGAGGGCACGGUGCUGCCCCCUGCUUGUCUGGAGGGCACGGUGCUGACCCCUGCUUGUCUGGAGGGCACGGUGCUGCCCCCUGCUUGUCUGGAGGGCACGGUGCUGACCCCUGCUUGUCUGGAGGUCACGGUGCUGCCCCCUGCUUGUCUGGAGGUCACGGUGCUGCCCCCUGCUUGUCUGGAGGUCACGGUGCUGACCCCUGCUUGUCUGGAGGUCACGGUGCUGCCCCCUGCUUGUCUGGAGGUCACGGUGCUGCCCCCUGCUUGUCUGGAGGUCACGGUGCUGCCCCCUGCUUGUCUGGAGGUCACGGUGCUGACCCCUGGUUGUCUGGAGGGCACAGUGCUGACCCUUGCACGGUUCUGCCCCCUGCUUGUCUGGAGGGCACGGUGCUGCCCCCUGCUUGUCUGGAGGGCACGGUGCUGCCCCCUGCUUGUCUGGAGGGCACGGUGCUGCCCCCUGCUUGUCUGGAGGGCACGGUGGUGUCCCCUGCUUGUCUGGGGGGCACGGUGUUACCCCCUGCUUGUCUGGAGGGCACGGUGCUGCUGCCUGGUUGCUCUCAUCCUGCAGUACUUAACCCUGUGUUGGAUGCUGGCCUGGGUGUGGCAGCAGCCGGGGCCCCGUGCGUCGGGAGCGGGGUCAUGCAGCCACGUCUCAGCCUUACGUGACCCUUGAGGGUGUGCCCGG
Molecule: messenger RNA, 1296 nt
Organism: Eriocheir sinensis (Chinese mitten crab)
Lineage: Eukaryota; Metazoa; Arthropoda; Malacostraca; Decapoda; Varunidae
Product: keratin-associated protein 16-1-like
Exons: 3
Coding region: 379-1284 (301 amino acids)
Source: RefSeq, a predicted model, not a curated record